Molecule: messenger RNA, 2096 nt
Organism: Melospiza melodia melodia
Lineage: Eukaryota; Metazoa; Chordata; Aves; Passeriformes; Passerellidae
Product: putative per-hexamer repeat protein 5
Exons: 3
Coding region: 33-2096 (687 amino acids)
Source: RefSeq, a predicted model, not a curated record
GGACAGGGACCAGGGAUGGGGACACACCUGGGAUGGGGACAGGGACAGGGACAGGGACACACCUGGGACAGGGACAGGGAUGGAUCCCAGGAUGGGGACAGGGACAAGGAUGGGGACACACCUGGGACAGGGAUGGGGACACUCCUGGAAUGGGGACAGGGACAAGGAUGGGGACACACCUGGCACAGGGACAGGGACACACCUGGGACAGGGAUGGAUCCCAGGAUGGGGACAGGGACAAGGAUGGGGACACGCCUGGGAUGGGGACACAUCUGGCACAGGAAGAAGGGACAAGGAUGGGGACACACCUGGCACAGGGACAAUCCCAGGGCACAGCUGGAUCUGGGACACCGUUGGAUCCCGGGUUGGGGUCACAUCUGGGACAGGAGUGGGGACAGGGACGGGGACACACCUGGGACGGGGACAGGGACACACCUGGGACAGAGACAGGGACAGGGACGGGGACAGGGACACACGUGGGACAGGGACACACCUGGGACAGGGACAGGGAUGGGGACAGGGACACACCUGGGACAGGGACACACCUGGGACAGGGACAGGGACAGGGACAGGAACAGAGACACACCUGGGACAGGGACACACGUAGGACAGGGACAGGGACAGGGACAGGGACAGGGACACACCUGGGACAGGGACAGGAACACACCUGGGACAGGGACAGGGACAGGGACACACCUGGGACAGGGACACACGUGGGACAGGGACAGGGACAGGGACACACCUGGGACAGGGAAAAGGACAGGGACAGUCCAGGGAUACAGCCAGGACAGUGCUGGGACAGGGACAGAUCCCUGAACAGGGACAGUGCUGGGACACUGCUGGACACUGGACACAGCCAGACCCCAGGGCAUUGCUGGACACAGCCAGACCCCAGGGCAUUGCUGGACACAGCCAGACCCCAGGACACUGCUGGACACAGCCAGACCCCAGGACACUGCUGGACAUUGGACACAGCCAGACCCCAGGACACAGCUGGACACUGGACACAGCCAGACCCCAGGACACAGCUGGACAUUGGACACAGCCAGACCCCAGGACAUUGCUGGACAUUGGACACAGCCAGACCCCAGGACAUUGCUGGACACAGCCAGACCCCAGGACACUGCUGGACACUGGACACAGCCAGACCCCAGGACACUGCUGGACACAGCCAGACCCCAGGACACUGCUGGACACUGGACACAGCCAGACCCCAGGACACUGCUGGACACUGGACACAACCAGACACUGAGACAGGGACAGUUCCAGGACAGGGACAGGGACACUGCUGGACACAACAGGGACAGAUCCCAGAGCAGGGACAGGGACACGGCUGGACACUGGACAGGGACAGGGACACUGGACAUGGCCAGGACAGGGACAGGGAUGGGGACACAGCUGGACACUGGACACGGGACAGGGACACAGCUGGACACAACACAGCUGGACACGGGACAGGGACACAGCUGGACACUGGACAGGGAACAAGGACACUGCUGGACACAACAGCCGGAGCCCAGAGCAGGGACAGAUCCUGGGACAGGGACACUGCUGGACACUGGACAGGGACAAGGACACAGCUGGACACAACACAGCUGGACACUGGACACAGCCGGGACAGGGACAGGGACACUGCUGGACAUGACAGCCAGAUCCCAGGACAGGGACAGGGACACAGCUGGACACUGGACACGGCCAAAUCCUGGGACACGGCCAGAUCCCAGGACAGUGCUGGACAUGGCCAGGACAGGCACAGGGACACAGCUGGACAGGGGCAGGGGCAGGCACAGGGACACAGCUGGACACUGGACAGCCAGGUCCCAGGACAGGGACACUCCCAGGACACGGCUGGACAAUGGGACAGGGACAAUUCCAGGACAGGGACAGAUCCCAGGACACGGCUGGACAAUGGGACACGGACAAUUCCAGGACAGGGACAGAUCCCAGGCCCGAUUCCCUCCUGGAUGCCGUGGGACCAACAAGGGUGUGACCGGAUCCCCCUGGACACCCCAAAUGGAUCCCAGAUCCCCCUGAAUGGAUCCCAGAUCCCCCUGGAUAGAUCCUGGACUCCCCAAACGGAUCCCAGAUCCCCCUGA